AUGGAGCUGUGGCCGGGGGUCUGGACGGUGCUGCUGCUGCUCUUCCUGCUGCUGCUCUUCCUGCUGCCCACCCUGUGGUUCUGCAGCCCCAGUGCCAAGUACUUCUUCAAGAUGGCCUUCUACAACGGCUGGAUCCUUUUCCUGGCUGUGCUUGCCAUCCCUGUGUGUGCUGUGCGAGGACGAAACGUCGAGAACAUGAAGAUCUUGCGUCUGAUGCUGCUUCAUAUCAAAUACCUGUACGGGAUCCGGGUGGAGGUUCGAGGGGCCCAUCACUUCCCUCCCUCACAGCCCUACGUCGUCGUUUCCAAUCACCAGAGCUCUCUUGAUCUACUUGGGAUGAUGGAGGUCCUGCCAGGCCGUUGUGUGCCCAUUGCCAAGCGCGAGCUGUUAUGGGCUGGCUCUGCUGGGCUAGCCUGUUGGCUAGCGGGAGUCAUCUUCAUUGACCGGAAGCGCACAGGGGAUGCCAUCAAUGUCAUGUCGGAGGUGGCCCAGACCUUGCUUACCCAAGAUGUGCGUGUCUGGGUUUUUCCUGAGGGAACAAGAAACCAUAAUGGCUCUAUGCUGCCCUUCAAACGUGGCGCCUUCCACCUUGCAGUCCAGGCCCAGGUUCCCAUUGUCCCUAUAGUCAUGUCUUCCUAUCAAGACUUCUACUGCAAGAAGGAGCGCCGUUUCACCUCCGGGCGAUGUCAGGUACGGGUGCUGCCCCCAGUGCCCACAGAAGGGUUGACUCCAGAUGACGUCCCAGAACUGGCCGACAGAGUCCGGCACUCCAUGCUUACAGUUUUCCGGGAAAUCUCCACUGAUGGCCGGGGUGGUGGUAACUAUCUGAAGAAGCCUGGGGCGUGGCUGAAGCCCGGCUCCUUUUGCAGCCCUGCUGUGCCCAUCUGA
Molecule: messenger RNA, 888 nt
Organism: Elephantulus edwardii (Cape elephant shrew)
Lineage: Eukaryota; Metazoa; Chordata; Mammalia; Macroscelidea; Macroscelididae
Gene: AGPAT1
Product: 1-acylglycerol-3-phosphate O-acyltransferase 1
Exons: 7
Coding region: 1-888 (295 amino acids)
Biological process (GO): phosphatidic acid biosynthetic process
Cellular component (GO): membrane; endoplasmic reticulum
Molecular function (GO): 1-acylglycerol-3-phosphate O-acyltransferase activity
Source: RefSeq, a predicted model, not a curated record